Molecule: messenger RNA, 2249 nt
Organism: Syzygium oleosum
Lineage: Eukaryota; Viridiplantae; Streptophyta; Magnoliopsida; Myrtales; Myrtaceae
Product: leucine-rich repeat receptor-like serine/threonine/tyrosine-protein kinase SOBIR1
Exons: 1
Coding region: 203-2101 (632 amino acids)
Biological process (GO): protein phosphorylation
Molecular function (GO): protein kinase activity; protein binding; ATP binding
Source: RefSeq, a predicted model, not a curated record
GCACAUGGCCCCAUUACGUGCAAUAUUUUCCACACGGGUUCUGCUUAAAAAGCCAAACCACACACUAAUCAUCCACCAAGGAAGUUCCCAAGAGGAAAUAGCAAAACAAAAUCUGGGAUUCCUCAUAGUCAAAUAUAGCCUCUGUUCAAGUCCAUCCGAGCACUCAACCUAAAACAAGCCCCUCGCCAGAAUCCACCACCAUAUGGCGCCCGCUACCGGCGGCAAAACCCGCCUUUUCCUCCUGUCCAUGCUCUCUCUCCUCGUCCUAGCCCAUGCAAGAUUGGUUCUUGACCGUUCGGAUCUCGACGCCCUCAAAACCAUCCGAAAGGACAUGGGCUUCGACAUACAGCUCCAUCUAGCCCCCACCACACCAUGCAACCUACCUGGUGUAAUCUGCGAAAGAAGGCUCACAAGCAACAAUACGUAUGUCCUGAGAAUCACAAGACUCGUCUUCAAGUCGCAACAGCUCAAGGGUUCGCUCUCCCCGGCAAUCGGACGGCUUUCCGAACUCAAAGAGCUCUCCCUGUCCAACAACAAGCUUGUUGACCAACUACCUUCCCAGAUUGUUGACUGUACCAAAUUGGAAAUUCUGAACCUCAGAAACAACAGGUUUUCAGGAAAAAUUCCAUCUGAAUUGUCAUCUCUCGUUCGCCUCCGAGUGCUCGACGUUGGAUCAAAUAAAUUCACCGGGGAUUUGAGUUUCCUUAAGUAUUUCCCCAACCUGGAAAAACUCUCUCUCUCGGAUAAUCUCUUCACUGGGAAAAUUCCGGCUUCCAUACGCUCAUUCCGGAAUCUCCGCUUCUUUGAUGUUUCCGGGAACUUGCUUCUGGAAGGUCAAGUGCCAUCGCUGAACAGAGUUGAACCUUCCGGUGACAAUCUACCGAGACGUUACAUUUUUGUAGAGAGUCCCCGCACGGGAUCCAACAGUUCGGCAGCUGCACGAGCAUCAUCGCAAGCUUCAUACGCUGCUCCAGCUCCUUCUCCAUCAGCAAAGCUACACAAAGGUCACAACGGCCGAAGGAAGCUAGGUGGGUGGCUACUAGGGUUCCUAGCUGGAGCAGUUGCUGGAAUCGUAUCGGGGUUUGUUUUCUCGCUGCUCUUUAGGCUGACCUUGGCAGCAAUCCGAGGGGGACGCAGAGAAUCCGGCCCGGCAAUCUUUAGCCCGUUGAUCAAGAAAGCCGAGGAUUUGGCUUUCUUGGAAAGCGAAGAGGGACUGUCGUCGCUGGAACUCAUUGGCAAAGGUGGCUGCGGGGAAGUAUACAAGGCCGAGUUACCUGGAAGUAAUGGAAAGAUGAUUGCUAUAAAGAAGAUAAUUCAACCUCCCAGGGACGCAACAGAGCUAACAGAAGAAGACACCAGGGACUUAGAUAGGAAAAUGCGCCAAAUUCGGUCCGAGAUACAAACUGUUGGCCAGAUUCGGCAUCGCAAUUUACUUCCCUUGCUGGCCCACCUGACUCGUCCAGACUGCCACCUGCUAGUGUAUGAGUUCAUGAAGAAUGGGAGCUUACAGGAUUUACUAGAGAAGGUUUCACAAGGUCAGACAGAGUUGGAUUGGCUCACGAGGCACCGAAUUGCGCUGGGAGUGGCGGCUGGGCUCGAAUAUCUCCAUAUGAACCACACUCCGAGGAUCAUCCACCGAGACCUCAAGCCUGCCAACGUCCUUCUAGAUGACGACAUGGAGGCCCGAAUAUCCGACUUUGGGCUUGCAAAAGCUAUGCCAGAUUCUGAUACUCAUGUCACGAGCUCCAAUGUCGUAGGGACUUUGGGAUAUAUCGCUCCGGAGUACCAUCUGACUUCCAAGUUCACGGAGAGGAGCGAUAUAUACAGCUUUGGUGUUCUGCUUGCCGCCCUGGUCAUUGGAAAACUACCAUCAGACGAGUUUUUCCAACACACCCAAGAAAUAAGUCUGGUCAAGUGGUUGAGAAAUGUGAUGACUUCGGAUAAUCCUCAACAAGCAAUUGACCCAAAGUUGAUUGGCAAUGGGUUCGAGGAGCAAAUGCUGCUGGUUUUAAGGGUCGCCUACUUCUGUACAGUGGAUGAGCCAAAGCGCAGGCCCAACAGCAAGGAAGUGCGAGUCAUGUUAGCUCAGAUUAAGCACUAAGCCUCUGUGUAGAUGGUGUGCUCCCAGAUACAUCACAGUAAAGAUAUAUGACCAAAUUAGAAAGGCAGCGCACCUUCAGAAAGAUAGUCCUAUGAAGCUUAAGAUAUGUCUAAUACCAUUUCUAUGUUAAUGCAAUUUCCUUUGUCUU